This is a messenger RNA of Sebastes umbrosus (honeycomb rockfish), 1994 nucleotides long. RefSeq names its product acylglycerol kinase (gene agk). The record is from RefSeq and is a predicted model, not a curated record. Gene Ontology annotation, molecular function: ceramide kinase activity; acylglycerol kinase activity; ATP-dependent diacylglycerol kinase activity. The transcript has 14 exons. Bases 338 to 1609 code for a protein of 423 amino acids. Gene Ontology annotation, biological process: protein insertion into mitochondrial inner membrane; ceramide biosynthetic process. Gene Ontology annotation, cellular component: mitochondrion; TIM22 mitochondrial import inner membrane insertion complex. Lineage: Eukaryota; Metazoa; Chordata; Actinopteri; Perciformes; Sebastidae.
AAUUAGCUCAAAAAGUAAUUUAAUUGGGAUUCUGGUAGAUUAAAUGCAUUCCUUUCUCUUUGAAAUAUUAUUUUAUAUGAAUAUGAAUUUUAUAUUUUAUAAAGCAAUACUCGUGUUGCUUUGAAUAGCGUUAAAAUGAACCACAACAAGUGGCCUCAACAUUGGUUCCGCCCUGUGUUGGUGUCCGGACUGUUUUGACUGCUACGCCACCAUGUCCAUGAUGCUCUGGUAGUUGUGGAUCUGUGACCGCUGGGAGGAAGAUGUGUCAUUCACGAGUAUAGAUGAAUGUAAAGGUAAAUGUAGCGCCUGUAGUUAAGACAGAGGGGUAAUUGAGACCAUGGCUCGAGUAGUGAGAGUUUUCCGGACUCUGCGGAACCACUGGAAGAAGUCCACAGCUGCUGUGUGCGUCCUGUCCUACGGAGGCUACUGGCUGUAUGGUAAACACUGUGACAGUGUCCUGCGGAGAGAGGCUUGUCUAGAGGCCAGGGAAUUUGGGCGUCAACAGAUAGCCCCACAGGAGCGUCUAAGGAAAGCAACAGUGAUCUUGAAUCCAGCAGCUUGCAGUGGGAAAGCCAACAACCUGUUUGAAAAGAAUGCUGCUCCUAUUUUACACCUGGCUGGUGUGGAUUUUACAAUAGUAAAGACAGAUUAUGAAGGCCAGGCAAAAAAACUGAUUGAGCUCAUGGAACAGACGGACGCGCUGAUCGUGGCCGGAGGGGAUGGCACCUUGCAGGAAGUCGUCACAGGUUUACUGCGAAGGCCAGAUCAAGAUACAAUCUGUAACACACCGAUUGGAUUCAUUCCACUGGGAUCUCACAAUUCCCUGAGUCCAAGUCUUCACCUCCUCAGUGACAACAAGGUCAAAGACAUUACGUCAGCAACUCUGUCCAUUCUGAAAGGAGAAACUGUACCUCUGGAUGUGCUGCAAAUCAAAGGGGAGAAAGAGCAGCCAGUCUUCGCCCUGAUGGGACUACGUUGGGGUGCUUUUAGAGAUGUGGCUGCAACAAUCAGCAAAUAUUGGUACCUUGGACCACUAAAGACAAGUGCAGCACACUGGUUUAGUACUCUACGGGAGUGGCCUCUGGUCCGGGAGGUCUCGGUGUCCUACCUGGAUCCCAGCCUCCGGCCCCCUGACCAGCUCCCUCAGAAGCCCCCCAGACCCAGCCUGCUCUACCGCAUCAUGCUCAGGCUGAAAAACCGCUGGAGCCCUCCUGUCGAAGAGCCUCCUAAAGUGGAAGAGCCAGAGCAGUGGAAGGAGGAGCAGCUGUCUACAUUGGAGCUGUUUAUUCAAACGCACAACAAAAACCCAGUGGAGAGGCGCAUAAAUGACUCCCUGAUGAUCUGUGCAGAACCAGACAACUUCACAGUGGGCGAGUACAUCACUGUCGGAAAGAAAAAAGAAGAGGACCCCACUGUGUUCACUAAAGACUCCACAAAACUGGAAGCCAGUGCUUGCCUGCUGCAGCUGCCAGAGGGUACCGCCGGCUUCUACAACAUCGACAACGAGGAAUACGAGGCCAUGCCCGUAGAGGUAAGGCUGUUGCCACGGAAACUACGCUUCUACAUCAGUGCAGAGCGAAGAGAGCAGCUCCUCGCACAGAUGCAGUGAUGAAAAAAAAAACACUGAACCGGAAAGAAGACCAGAACAGCGAGGGAAAAAACUGAUUUCAAGAGAAACGCAAAAGCAAAGAGCCAGAUGCAAUGAGACUCUGAGGUCAUUUUGAAAACAGAUGUCCGCUUCGCCGGCAGUUUUAAAUGCUGAUGAGGUUCUGAUGGAUUAUUUUACUACAUGUAAAAAUGUAUAGAAUAUUCAGUUGAACAAUUAGGAGGAUUACAUUACAUGCUGUUGUAUAUUAAAGGACCAAGGCUUUGUUUCUUUAAGCCAGUAACCCGGGUACAGGUUGUCUUACAAGCUGACUUUAUGUUUACUGAAUGGUUUACUAUUGCCAUCACAUUUGAACUUGGUCAAUAAAAAUAAUGUCUGUCCAAUUCAA